UGUUUUUCAUACAAAAUUGGAUACAGAUUUUCUUUGAUCCAUUUUUUGGAACAGGCAAAAAUAGAAGACGAUCCAAAACACGUGCAAGCAAAGUAGCUGUUUAAAAAAUUAACUCAACAUUCAACCGAACGUGUCGGUAUAAGCGAGAGACAUGAGUACCAACAUAACGCAACAAAAAAAUCGAAAAUCGAAUAUACUUAACCCGCGGAAAUUCAAAAUUCGCGAUACUUUUAAAACAGACCUCGUAUAUUCAACUAAUUCCAUGGUUACUAUUAAGUGACAUUUAAAUAUAAAAUAGUUUUUCUGUUAGAGUCGUAAUCAUCCGUUAUUUUUAUACGCACAAAAGAGGAUUUUUAUUUACACAUUGUAAUUUGCCUUUAUGCAUACAUAUCACAAAAAAGCUUUUAUUAAAUUUACACAUUUUUUUGGUAAUAUUUAAACAUAAUGGACAGCGACUAUGAUCCACACGAACACAGAGAAGUUAAGAGACCUAUCAACAAUUUGGAAGCAUUUAUGGAUAUGCUCAAAGGAAACCUUGGAAGUGGAAUUGUGGCGUUGCCGAUAGCAUUUAAGCACGCGGGUUGGGUUGUUGGAUCUGUCGGCCUCAUCCUGUGCAUCCUCCUAACAAUUCACACUCUCAACACCCUGAUCUCCACUGAAUAUCGAAUUUGUAAGCGAAAGAAAGUGCCCUUAUUACAAUACUCUUAUGCCAUGGAAACGGUGACCGAAAUGGGACCUUCAUGUGCUUCAAAAUGUGGCAAAUUUUAUUGGUACACCACAUUCAUCUUCACAAUAUGCCUUCAAUUGGGGGCGUGCAUGUCAUACAUUUCAUUCGGUGCUGGCGUUUUAGAAGCUAUGGUCAAUUCAUUUUUGACUGAAGAACCCCUUACAAAAUUUCAUUACAUUUUAAUUACAAUGCCGCCGUAUUUUUGCACGUUAUUCAUUUUGAAUCUUAAAGUGAUUGCCCCUCUUGCAUUCACUGCGAAUAUCGCCACGAUAAUAGGUUUUCUCCUGUGCUUCAGAUACUUGUUCGUAGAUUUGGCAAAUCUUAUAGAUGAUAGAGACGCAUUCGGCUCUAUAACGAAGUACCCCCUUUUUAUAGGAAUAUCCAUAUUUUCAAUGCAAGCUGUCGGAUUGAUUACUCACGUUGAAUACAGCAUGAAAAAUCCUAAACAAUUUGGGGGUUUAUGUGGUAUGUUUCCACUAUCUAUGUACGUACUAGGAUCCCUUUACUUUACCAUUGCUUUUUUUGGUUAUUGGAGAUUCGGAGAUGAAGUAAAGGGAAACUUUGUCCUAAAUUUACCUCCUAAAGACAUAAUUCCACGAAUAUUAAAUACACUGUUUUUCUUCUCAAUGUGGGUUUCUUACGGGCUAAAUGCAGUUGUCCCAGUUGAUAUGAUAUGGGAAGAAUUAAUGGAAGAAAAGUUUAAAGACAAACACCCAUUUUGGUGGCAUUUUCUGUUGCGAUGCAUCGUCUUUAUAGUGACGUAUGCUGGUGUAAUUGCUAUUCCUAACAUAAGCUUGAUAAUAACAUUUACUGGUGCCAUAUGUAUGUCAGUUCUUGGUAUAAUUUAUCCCAUACUUAUGGAUUCAUUUGAACGCUAUGAAGUAGGAUACGGAAAAUUAAAGUGGAGACUUAUUAAAAACAUAAUCAUUAUCAUUAUUGGUAUUGCUAGUUUUGGUUUUGGAAUAUAUUCAGGCGUUCUCGACGCAAUCGAGCAUCGCAAACGGUCAAAUCAUACUCAUCUCCAACAGCUGAUUGUGAAUGCAAUAAUGGACGAGGAUGAUGGCAAUAAUAACGAUGAGUACGAUCCACAUGAAUACAGAGAAAUAAAAGAUCCAAUAAACGAUUGUGAAGCUUUUAUGAAUAUACUAAGAGGAUGUCUUGGAAGUGGUCUACUGGUCCUGCCGAUAGCGUUCAAAUAUUCGGGAUUGGCUAUUGGAAGUGUAUGCGUGGUUCUUGCAAGCAUACUCUUAAUUCACACCAUUGACACUCUUAUUGCAACUAAGCAUAGAAUUUGCCAACGAAAAAUGGUACCUCUCCUUAAGUACGCCUAUGCUAUGGAAAUAGUAACCGAAUUUGGACCGCCGUAUGCCAAAAAAUGUGGAAAAUUGUUCAAGGUUUCAUCAUUCGUGUUCAUAAUGAUCCUUCAGUUUGGAAACUGUAUGUCCUAUAUUAUUGUUGGAGCUUCAUGUUUGGAGACGUUCAUCAAUUCACUCCCCGGAACCAGGCACUUAAACAGGACGCACUGCAUAUUGGCAACAAUAACUCCAUAUUUUCUCACCUUGUUCAUAAUGAAUUUGAAAUCAAUUGCACCUUUUUCCUUAGCCGCCAAUAUCACCAUGUUAAUAGUACUAUGUCUGUCCGUCGCUUUUCUAUUCUCAGGCUUGGGCAGUACAAGUGACUGGGAUGUCGUAGCAUCUCCAAAUACUUGGCCCAUUUCUAUUGCAACAGUUGUAUUUUCGAUGCAAGCCAUCGGUGUGAUCUGUCAUGUGGAAUACAGCAUGAAAACUCCAGAACAUUUGAGGGGUUGUUGUGGAAUGUUUCAUCGAGCUAUGUAUGUUGUUACUAUACUGAAUGUCUUUGUUGGACUUUUCGGUUACUGGAGAUAUGGUAAUGAAGUAAAAGGAAACUACAUAUUAAAUUUUCCACCUAAAAAUAUAAAAACAAGAAUAAUACAAGUCCUGUUGUUCUUUACAAUGUUGGUUUCGUACGGACUAAAUGCGGUUGUAGCCGUUGAUAUAAUUUGGGAUGAACUUUUAGAACAAAGAAUAACGAAGGACCCACAUUUGUGGAACUUUCUACUAAAAGCUGGUACCGUCUUAGUUACACAUGCGACAACAAUUGGCCUACCGAAUUUAUAUUUAGUCGUUUCGUUAACUGGCGCCGUGUCCAUAUGCACAUUGGGCAUAAUUUAUCCGAUGUUGAUGGAUCUGUACGAGAGGUAUGAAAAUGGGUAUGGUCCAAAGCAUUGGAUUCUUGUCAAAGAUAUUAUUAUUAUUAUAAUCGGUAUUGCAUGCUUCGGAAUGGGAUUGAGCCAAACAAUCUUAGAAGCCGCGAAACAUGGUACAACAGAUGAUUAAAAGAAUGUAAUGAUAACGAUAAAAAAUAUCUCAUCUUUUUAAUUAUCGAUGUUAUUUAACUCAGU
Agrilus planipennis (emerald ash borer) is the source of this 3149-nucleotide messenger RNA. RefSeq lists its product as uncharacterized. Gene Ontology annotation, cellular component: vacuolar membrane. Gene Ontology annotation, molecular function: amino acid transmembrane transporter activity. The coding region runs from base 445 to 3084 and encodes 879 amino acids. The record is from RefSeq and is a predicted model, not a curated record. NCBI's taxonomy places the organism in Eukaryota, Metazoa, Arthropoda, Insecta, Coleoptera, Buprestidae. The transcript has 14 exons. Gene Ontology annotation, biological process: amino acid transmembrane transport.